Pelodiscus sinensis (Chinese soft-shelled turtle) is the source of this 1740-nucleotide messenger RNA. NCBI's taxonomy places the organism in Eukaryota, Metazoa, Chordata, Testudines, Trionychidae. The record is from RefSeq and is a predicted model, not a curated record.
AUGGAAAGCUCCACCUCGACCCCCAUCUCCACAGCUACCACAGCCCAGAGCUCCACCGCCACCUUGAACCCCAGCUCAUCCACCCCGAACCUCAGUUCCACUGAAACCUCAACCCCAAGCUCCACUGACACCUCAAUACCCAGCUCCACAUUCUCCCCAAACCUCAGUUCCACAGCCACUCCGACCCCAAGCUCCACAGCCAUCUCGACCCCCAGCUCCACUGACACCUCAACCCUCAGCUCCACAUCGACCCCAAACCUGAGUUCCACUGACACCGCAACACCCAGCUCCAAAGCCACCUCGACCCGAAGCUCCACUGACAUCCCGACCCCCAGCUCCACAGCCACCCCAACCGGCAGCUUCACAUCUACCCCAAUCUCCAGUUCCACAGCCACCUCGAUCCCCAGCUCCAUAGACACCUUGAGCACUAUAUCUACAACCUCCUCAACCCCCAGCUUUACAGCCACCUCAACUCCGAACUUUACAACCACCUCCACAGCAACCUCGACAUCCAUCUCUGCAGGGACCUCGACCUCCAGCUCCACAGACACAUCUGUUGCUAGCUCCACAGCCACCUCAACCGCCAGCUCUGAAAUCACCUCGACUCCCAUCUCCGCAGACACCUCAAUCCACACAUCUACAGAGACCUCGACCUCCAGCUCCACAGCCACCUUGCGCCCCACCUCUGCAUCCACCUCGACCCCCAGCUCCACAGCCAUCUCGACCCCUAGCUCCAUAACCACCUCCACCUCCAGCUUCACUGACACCUCGACCCCCAGCUCACAGCCACAUCUGUCCUCGACCCCUAGCUCCGCAGACACCUCCACCUCCAGUUCCAAAGCCACCUCGGCUUCCAGCUCCACGACCACCCCAGCACUCAGCUCCACAUCCACCUCGACCCUCAGUUCCACUGAAACCUCGACCCCAAGCUCCACAGCCAUCUCGACCCCUAGCUCCGCAGACACCUCCACCUCCAGUUCCAAAGCCACCUCGGCUUCCAGCUCCACGACCACCCCAGCACUCAGCUCCACAUCCACCUCGACCCUCAGUUCCACUGAAACCUCGACCCCAAGCUCCACAGCCAUCUCGACCCCUAGCUCCGCAGACACCUCCACCUCCAGUUCCAAAGCCACCUCGGCUUCCAGCUCCACGACCACCCCAAGCUCCACAGCCACCCCGACCGCCAGCUCCACAGCCACCCCGACCGCCAGCUCCACAGCCACCCCGACCAGCUCCACAGCCACCCCGACCGCCAGCUCCACAGCCACCCCGACCGCCAGCUCCACAGCCACCCCGACCACCCCUCCACCUCCAGUUCCAAACUCCACAUCCACCUCGACCCUCAGUUCCACUGAAACCUCGACCCCAAGCUCCACAGCCAUCUCGACCCCUAGCUCCGCAGACACCUCCACCUCCAGUUCCAAAGCCACCUCGGCCUCCAGCUCUGCUGAAACCUUGACUCCCAGCUCCACAUCCAGCUUGACCCCCAGCUCUGCUGAAACCUCGACCCCAAGCUCCACAGCCACCUCGACCCCCAGCUCUGGUGAAACCUCAACCUCCAACUCCACAGCCACCUCCGUCACCAGCUCCGCCACCGCCUUGUUUCCAUCGCGACUCGAGGAGAGACGACGUCUGGCCAGCCUGCGUCUGGACCGGCCACCUCUCCCAGUCGCCUUCGGGGGCCGGUGGGACCGCCUCAUCGCUUGGGUCUUCUCCUGUCACCUCCCACACCACUGGUGA